CUCGCUCCCGGGGCGUCGCCCCGCGUGCGCCGAAGUCGCCGAGGCCACCCCCGGCACCGGAAGUGACCCUGGCGAGUUUGCCUUCAAAUUCUUGGCGAGCUGAAGCUUCGUAGGGGGCUGGCGGCGGUUGGACCCGGCACUGCUGGGACGGUGAGCACCGAGCUGGGUGGUUGGGGCUGGGCAGGGCCCUCGUUCCUCGCCCGGAGCCCCGCUCCACCCUGCCCCUCCACCUGUCGGUGGGCGGUUUCCGAGGAGCCUCGGCCUCCACAGCUUACAUGUGAGCAUGAGUCUUCUUAUGAUUAGUGAGAAUGUAAAAUUGGCUCGUGAAUAUGCGUUGUUGGGAAACUAUGACUCUGCGAUGGUCUAUUAUCAGGGAGUUCUUGACCAAAUGAACAAGUAUCUAUACUCAGUCAAAGAUACAUACCUCCAGCAGAAAUGGCAACAGGUGUGGCAGGAAAUAAAUGUGGAAGCUAAACAUGUUAAGGAUAUCAUGAAAACACUAGAGAGCUUUAAAUUAGACAGUUCUCCAUUGAAAGCUGCACAGCAUGAGCUUCCAGCUUCUGAGGGAGAAGUCUGGUCCUUGCCUGUACCUGUUGAACGAAGACCCUCACCAGGUCCUAGAAAACGCCAAUCUUCUCAAAACAGUGACCCUAAAGCACACAGUAACCGUCCAAGUACAACUGUCAGAGUUCACCGUCCAUCUGCACACAAUCUUCAAAAUGACAGAGGGAAAGCUGUGCGUUGCCGGGAAAAGAAAGAACAGAAUAAAGGAAGAGAGGAAAAGAACAAAUCACCUGCCGCAGUUACAGAACCAGAAACCAAUAAAUUUGAUAGUACUGGAUAUGAUAAGGACUUAGUAGAAGCUUUGGAAAGAGAUAUAAUUUCUCAGAAUCCCAAUGUUCGAUGGGAUGAUAUUGCUGAUUUGGUAGAGGCUAAAAAGUUGCUUAAGGAAGCUGUGGUGUUACCAAUGUGGAUGCCAGAAUUCUUUAAGGGCAUCAGGAGACCGUGGAAAGGAGUGUUGAUGGUUGGCCCACCUGGCACGGGAAAGACCCUCCUUGCUAAAGCAGUAGCUACAGAAUGCAAGACAACAUUCUUCAAUGUCUCUUCAUCAACGCUGACUUCUAAAUACAGAGGAGAGUCUGAGAAGCUUGUUCGUCUUCUGUUUGAAAUGGCUCGAUUUUAUUCUCCAGCCACCAUAUUUAUUGAUGAGAUUGAUUCCAUCUGUAGUCGCAGAGGGACUUCUGAAGAGCACGAAGCAAGCAGGAGGGUGAAAGCCGAGCUGCUGGUUCAGAUGGAUGGUGUUGGAGGUGCUUCUGAAAAUGAUGACCCUUCCAAAAUGGUUAUGGUUCUGGCAGCUACUAAUUUUCCCUGGGAUAUUGAUGAGGCUUUAAGACGACGUCUUGAAAAAAGAAUCUAUAUUCCAUUACCAUCAGCAAAAGGCAGGGAGGAGCUAUUACGAAUAAGUCUCCGUGAGCUGGAAUUGGCUGAUGAUGUUGACCUUGCACGUAUAGCAGAAAAUAUGGAAGGUUAUUCAGGUGCGGACAUUACCAACGUGUGCAGGGAUGCAUCCUUGAUGGCAAUGAGAAGGCGUAUUGAAGGUUUGACCCCAGAAGAAAUCCGAAAUCUUUCAAGAGAAGAAAUGCACAUGCCCACAACUAUGGAGGAUUUUGAAAUGGCUUUAAAAAAGGUUUCUAAGUCAGUAUCUGCUGCAGACAUUGAAAGAUAUGAGAAAUGGAUAUUAGAAUUUGGAUCAUGCUAAUUCUCACAUGUAAACUGUGAGAAACCUGCCUUAAGUGUUUGAAUAAUUAAAUGUAGUAUUUCAUUGCACGGAGUGCUAUAUUUUUUUAAACUUUCAUAAUGGUAAGAUUUUUUUUAAAAAACCGUAUGAUUCUGAAUAAAGGCAAUUUUUUAAAGCUGUAAGCAA
Molecule: messenger RNA, 1924 nt
Organism: Myotis davidii
Lineage: Eukaryota; Metazoa; Chordata; Mammalia; Chiroptera; Vespertilionidae
Gene: KATNA1
Product: katanin p60 (ATPase containing) subunit A 1
Exons: 11
Coding region: 284-1759 (491 amino acids)
Biological process (GO): microtubule severing
Cellular component (GO): microtubule cytoskeleton
Molecular function (GO): ATP binding; microtubule severing ATPase activity; microtubule binding
Source: RefSeq, a predicted model, not a curated record